This is a messenger RNA of Periophthalmus magnuspinnatus, 5935 nucleotides long. RefSeq names its product amyloid beta (A4) precursor protein a (gene appa). Gene Ontology annotation, cellular component: cell surface; early endosome; plasma membrane. Gene Ontology annotation, molecular function: serine-type endopeptidase inhibitor activity; signaling receptor binding; signaling receptor activator activity. Bases 162 to 2531 code for a protein of 789 amino acids. NCBI's taxonomy places the organism in Eukaryota, Metazoa, Chordata, Actinopteri, Gobiiformes, Gobiidae. The transcript is spliced from 18 exons. The record is from RefSeq and is a predicted model, not a curated record. Gene Ontology annotation, biological process: central nervous system development; axonogenesis.
UGGUCAGGUGACUGGCGCUGAGCAGCUGUGCAGACUCAGUGUAGCUCUCCAUCAAACAACGGGAGGCACCGGCGCAGGACGCAUUACCACACCGACCCGGAGAGCUCGAAACUGGGCAAAAAACGGAGAUCUUUGGAGCCUACUGAACCAAAAAGACUACGAUGAGGGACCGAGUGGCUAUAGCACUUUUGGCCACGGUGGCUUUGGCUUUCGCUGCCGAGGUGCCCACAGAUGUCUCCAUGGGGCUGUUAGCAGAGCCUCAAGUGGCCAUGUUCUGUGGAAAACUCAACAUGCAUAUCAACGUCCAGACGGGAAAAUGGGAGAGCGACCCAUCAGGAACCAAGAGCUGUAUCGGGACUAAAGAGGGAAUACUGCACUACUGCCAGGAGGUGUACCCAGAGCUGCAGAUCACAAACGUGGUGGAGGCCAAUCAGCCUGUAUCCAUCCAGAACUGGUGUAAGAAAGGCCGCAAGCCGUGUCGGUCGCACCUGCACAUCGUGGUACCCUACCGCUGCUUAGUGGGGGAAUUUGUCAGUGACGCACUGUUGGUCCCAGACAAGUGCAAGUUCCUCCAUCAGGAAAGAAUGGACCAGUGUGAGAGCCACCUGCACUGGCACACAGUCGCCAAAGAGUCUUGCGGGGACAGAACCAUGAACCUCCACGACUACGGGAUGCUGCUCCCCUGUGGCAUCGACCGCUUCAGGGGUGUGGAGUUUGUGUGCUGUCCUGCCAAAGCAGAGGAGGAGGAUCAGAGCGUUGAACAGGAGGCAGAUGAUGGAGAUGUGUGGUGGGGAGGAGCAGAGACAGACUACUCAGACAACAGCAUGGUGCGUGAGCCUGAACCAGAGCCAGUGGAGACUCCACAGCCAAAAGAGGAGCCCAAACCUUCAGUGAUCGAAGAGGAAGAUGACGAACCGGAAGUGGUGACCGAGGAAGACAAUAUGGCUGCCGUGGAGGAGGAAAUGGACGAGGAUGUCGAGUUUGACCAGGACCAAGAUGGAGACGGCGAGAACGACCAGGAAGUAGAGGACGAAGAGGAGGAUGAGGAGGAUGACGAGGCCGAUGAAGAUUUUAUUGAAACGAUGGACGACGAUGAAAAAACUACAAACAUUGCCAUGACAACAACUACCACAACUACAACAGAGUCUGUGGAGGAAGUGGUGAGAGACGUGUGCUGGUCUGGUGCGGAGACCGGGCCGUGUCGUGCCAUGCUGCCACGCUGGUACUUCGACCGAUCGGAAGAAAAGUGUGUUCAGUUCAUCUACGGAGGCUGUGGAGGAAACAGGAAUAACUUUGAGUCCGAGGAAUACUGUCUCUCUGUGUGCGGCAGCGUCAUUCCCACAGCAACUCCCAGCUCUCCUGAUGCAGUCGAUCAUUAUUUAGAAACUCCAGCAGAUGAGAAUGAACAUGCGCACUUCCAAAAGGCCAAAGAGAGUCUGGAGGCCAAGCACCGUGAGAGGAUGUCCCAGGUGAUGAGGGAGUGGGAGGAGGCUGAAAGAGACGCCAAGAACUUGCCUCGUGCCGAUAAGAAAGCUGUGAUCCAGCGUUUCCAGGAGAAGGUAGAGGCUCUGGAGCAGGAGGCAGCGAGUGAGCGACAGCAGUUGGUGGAGACACAUAUGGCUCGGGUGGAGGCUCUGCUUAACGACCGGAGGAGACUGGCUCUGGAGAGUUAUCUGACCGCACUGCAGCAAAACCCACCCAGGCCUCGUCAUGUGUUCAGUCUGCUAAGGAAGUAUGUGCGCGCGGAGCAGAAGGAUCGACAGCACACUCUGAAACACUUCGAACAUGUGAGGAUGGUGGACCCCAAGAAGGCUGCCCAGAUAAGACCACAGGUCUUGACUCACCUGCGAGUGAUUGAGGAGCGGAUGAACCAGUCUCUGGGGCUGCUGUACAAAGUGCCCGGAGUGGCUGACGACAUCCAGGACCAAGUUGAGCUGUUGCAGCGUGAGCAGGCAGAGAUGGCUCUACAGUUGGCUAACCUUCAGACUGAUGUGAGGGUGAGCUAUGGGAAUGAUGCCCUCAUGCCCGACCAGGAGUUUGGGGACAGACAGAGCGAACUGCUUCCUGAAGAGGGCGCUGUGGGGGCCGGAUUCAUCCACCCUGAGAGCUUCAACCAGGCCAACACUGACAACCUGGUUGAACCAGUCGACUCUCGCCCAAACCUGGACAGAGGAGUGCCAACACGACCAGUGAAUGGAAUCAAAAUGGAUGCGAUGCCAGAGCUGCGCAUGGACACAGAGGACAGACAGAGCACGGAGUACGAGGUGCACCAUCAGAAACUGGUAUUUUUCGCUGAAGACGUGGGCCCAAACAAAGGUGCAAUAAUCGGUCUGAUGGUAGGGGGCGUAGUGAUCGCCACCGUCAUCGUCAUUACUCUGGUGAUGCUGAGGAAGAAACAGUACACAUCCAUACACCAUGGGGUCAUCGAGGUGGACGCUGCCGUGACCCCAGAAGAGCGCCACCUGUCGAAGAUGCAGCAGAAUGGCUAUGAGAAUCCCACCUAUAAGUUCUUUGAGCAAAUGCAAAACUAAAACUAAACAAAAUAUAAUAUCAAACAAGCACACAAGGCAUAUUUAAAAUCAUCUCCUCCUCCUCUGGUCCUAAAAACAGUCCUUAAGAUGGGUCCCACGUUUAAAGUAUGUUUUCAAUCAUUUAAUACUCUUGCAAAAUCCAGGUUUAGACCUGGUUUAGACCUGGUUUAAGCCAGGUUGAGUUCUGGUCUGGACAUGGUUUAUUUUAAAUUUUGACCUGAUUGAGUGUGGGUUUAGACCUGGUUUAGUCCGUAUUUGGACUUGGUUUAAGCCUGGUUGAACUCUGGUUGAAACCUGGUUUAGACCUGUUUUAUUCAUGGUUUAGACUUAGCUUAGUCCCGGUUUAGACCUGCUUUUAGACCUGGUUUAGACCUAGUUGAGCCUUGGUUGAAAGCUGGUUUAGACCUGGUUUAGACCUGGUUUAGACCUAGUUGAGCCUUGGUUGAAAGCUGGUUUAGACCUGGUUUAGACCUGGUUUAGACCUGGUUUAGACCUGGUUUAGACCUAGUUGAGUCUUCGUUUGGACCUGGUUUAGACCUGGUUUAGACCUGGUUUAUUCUAGUUUUAUGCCACUAUACACUGGAAAUCAAGAUUCUAUUAAAUAAUUACAAUUUGACAUUUUUAUUUUAAAAUACCAAUGCCAUGCUGAAUUUUUUUACUUGAAAUUGUAUUAAAAUUCUGAAAAAUCCAAUUCAAGUUUAGAAAUAUAUUCAAACUAAAAUUGCCAAUAAAAAUAAAAUAAAAUUGAAAAUGGUGGGAACCCUGUGUAGGCUAUGUAGCUUAUAGCAUCUCUCGCUAGAUAUUUUUCCACUGUUAUUUUUGUAUUUAAUUUUGCCUGGAUUUUGCACCAACUUUUAUUCACUUUAUAAUUUACAGAAAGCUGUUCUGGGUUGUCUAAGGCCUGCUGAAAAACGUGCAUUCUCCAAACUCAAUUCAGAGAUGAAGAUUCAUUACAUUUUUGGCUGUUGAUUCUCAAAAUUAAAAUCUGAAAUGUAGUUUGGAUUGUAGCAUGCAUUUAACUUGGGCUAGUUUAAUAAACAUGUUGUAAACUGGGAAGUGCUUAGAAUGUACAGCCAAUAAGAGGGCAAAAAGGAGCAUAAAGCCCGCCUCUAUGUGGGAUAAAGUCCUCUUAUUGAGCAAUUGGAUAAAUGGAUGGCUUCACUCUGUGUUGUGAAUUUCUUGUUGAGAUGGUUCUGAUCUUGGUUUAGACCUGGUUUAGUUCUAGUUUAGACAAGUAUAGACCUGAUUUAAAUACACUACAUACAGGUGUAGUUCUGGACCUGAUUUAGUCCUAAAUAAAUCCUCAUUUAGUCCUGGUUUAUAUUUGGUAGGGUUAGACCAGGUUUUGAACUUGUACAUCAAUCCACAGUUUAGAACUGGUUUAGACCUGGUUAAGUCCUGGUUUAGGCCUGGGUUCCACCUAGUUUAGAUCUUGAAUUGGUUCUGACAGUUUAGUCCUGGUUUAGACUUUGUUUAGUCCACAUUAAACCUAUACAAACAUGUUUUAAAACUAGCUCAAGUCUGUUCCACUACUUGCACUCUACAACACUGGAGACAUAGCAACCCUUAGCUUCCUUCCUACCUCCUCCUUCCUCCCUUUCUUCCUUCCUUCCUUCCUUCCUAGUUCCUAGCUUGUAUCCUAUCUCCUUUGUGUGUCCUUGCUCAUUCACAACAGCUGGACUGUCACGCGCGGUGCGCUUAAAGGGACAGUAAUAUUAUUUUGACAAUAGUGGUUUUGUUAAUAUUCCUUAUUAGAUAUAAGGCUUAGAUCUGGGUUAGUUCUGGUUUAGGUGUGGUUUAGUCCUGGAAGAGACCCGUUUUUGACCUGAUUUAGUCCUGGGGUACACCUGGGUUAGACCUGUUUCUUGACCUGGUUUAGUCGUUGUUUAGUCUAAAACAGGCUUGGUUUAGCCUUGUAGACUUUGAUUAGACCUGGGAUUGUCUGGGAUUAGAUCUAGAUUAGUUCUGGUUUAGUCCUCAUUUGGUCUGAGGUUAGACUUGGUUUAGUCCUGAUUUAGACCUUGUUUAUUUCACAAAUUCGCAAUAAUUGUAAUUUCAAAACCCAACAUACAUUAACUAUUAAUUGCGCUAGAGAAAAUUUACCAUUCCUAUCUUUUAACCCACUACUUUACAAAAUCCGUUACUGUCCCUUUAAGACUUCUGGAGAAAAAACGGUUGUAAGAACUCUUUAUUUCUUGGUCUUUUUCCGGUUUUGUUUUUCAAAAAAUAAUGAAAAAACAUUGAAAAAAAUAUGAUAAAACAUCGAAAACAAGUGAACUGAUGUAAAGUCCUUUUUUUAAAACUGCGUGUAUUGCUGAGUCUUAGCUAUCGUUCCUAUGUAGUGCAUGACGAUUAUUUCAAAUAUUUGGAGAAAAAAGAACUAAAAGCAAAGCUGCUCUUCUCGAAUAGAUUGUCAUUUUAGCAAGAUUGUAUAUUUAGUAAUUCUUCUUGUGACCUCGUGAAAAUGAUACGGAUUUAGACUGACGCCAGGUCUGCUUUGAGAACAUCAUGUACAUUGAAAAGAAGUUGUUUGUCGAAUUGUUAAUUUUUAUUUUUUUUUCCUUUUGAUGCUCAUCUGUAUGUACAAAACUGUCACGGAAAUGUUCAAAUCGUCCAAAAAAACUAUGUGUUUUUGUUGAGAUCCAAUCAUGUUUUUAUAAAGAGAUGAUGGUGAUGGGAGAAAGGCUGGUAUUUAAGAUGGUUUUGACAAGUUUGGGUCAUUUCAAAACAAAUGGAGAGCUAAAAUAAAGACCAAGUUACAACCUGGUUUAGUUCUUAUUAAGUCCUGGACUAGUUCAGGUUAAGACCUGGUUUAGACCCGAUUUAGAUCUGUUUUAGACCUGGUUUAGUCCAUGUUAAGACCUGGUUUAGUCCUAGGUUAGUCUGAGUUAAGACCAGGUUUAGUCCUGAUUUACACCUGGUUUAGACCUGGUUUAGUCCUGGUAAGUUAGUCCAAGAUAAAAACCUGGUUUAGACUUGGUUUACUCAGGAUGAGGCCUGGUCCUGGGCUAGCCCAAGAUAAGACCUAAUUUAGUCCUGGGUUUAGUUCUGAUAAGUUGGUCCAAAUUAAGAUCUGGUUUAGUCCUAGUUAAGUUAGUCCAGGAAAAGACCUGGUUUAGUCCUGGGUUAGUCCAAGUCCAUUUUAGCCCUUACUUCUCCACUUGCUUUGAAACAACCACACUGAACACUAAUGCUGGUGACGCUUGUACAUGGCUGCAGUGCGGUGGGGUUUUUACACUCGAUGGCCAGCGGGAGACACUCUAAUCACAGAGAGAAGCAAAUUGUGUUGAGUUUGGUUUCUGUGGGUUAAAUACAAGUCUCACUGUGUUCAUAUCGUGCAGGCUGUUUGCAUUGACUGGGCUUUUACACUGUCCUCCAUAUUAAAGUUUUGAAUGUACAUACUA